AUGCUGCGACUUGUGCGCAGGUGCCCCCAGCCGCUGCGGGGGCUCUCCAGGGGCUUCGGGGCCGCCCCGUUCCAGGCCCCGAAGAACGCGGCUGAGGAGCGGAAGAAGCAGAUCGUGUACUACGACCGCAUCAACCGCAAACAGCUCGUGGUCUCCCAGGAGGGAGUUGACCGCACCACACGCUUCCUGAUGGACCGAGGAUUCACCCAGUUGCAGGCACUGAAAGCGAUCUCGCUGCACGUCGGGAUCCAGUGGCUCCGUGACUUGGGUCUCAGUCACGACAAGAUCAACGUCGUCAUUAAGCGCCACCCCAACAUCCUCGGAAUCGCUAUUGACAAGUACGAAGCCUUAGCCGACUGGUACAUUUCGAAAGGAGUGUCGAAAAACAAGCUUCCGUAUGUGUUCAACGUGUUCCCACAAGCAGUAUCGUACGGCAUCGACACAAACCUAGAGCCAAAAGUGGAUUUCCUGAAGGAGAUUGGAUGCAGCGAUAAGCAGAUCACGAGCGUCCUGAUGAUGGCUCCGCAGAUUUUCUCCAACAGCGUGGAGGGAUUGCGAGCCAAGACGAACUAUUUGAUGGAGUUGGGGAUAAGCCGCGAGUUGUUGCCGUGCAUUGUUGCCAGAGUGCCUCAGUGUCUGGGGAUGAAAUCGACGCGGGUCAAGGAGUCAGUGGACGCGCUGGACGAAAUGUUUGGGGCUGGGGCCGGCAUUCGAGCUCUGACUUGGAAUUGUAUUAUCGUUAUGUACAACAUCGACAGCAUGCGUGCAUCACUGGACUACCUCAUCUCGCUCGGCUUCACGAGGGAGCGUAUCGAGAAGAACACGAGUUCGAGUAUUGUGCUGAAAGACAAGCUCACGCUGGAACACGUCGCCGUGGAUAUCAGCACCGACCGCGUUCAGUAUCAUCUUCAUCUGGAGCUACAGCACCCGAUCCCAGAGCCGUACCUCGCUAAUGCUGAGUACUUGACACUGACGUGGCCUGUGGGCGGCAUCUGGAAGAUCAUGCGCCUCAGUGACAACAACCGCAAGGUGCACUGCAUGUCGUGGCGCAAGACGCAGAUGACCCACACGGAGGUGGAGGAACUGGCCAAGAAAGUCGAGGCUGCUGGAAUGUCUGGAGACCUGGCCAAGAGCCACAGCUCUACCUUGGCGGCUGCCGAGUCGUCCGACUUGCCGUUGACUCGUUUCGACUGGAAGAUGCAGCUUGGCAGGUGGGGGCACAAGCAGCACUGGUUCCUCCGCGAUAUCAUGCCACCGCACGACCGAGACAGCGUUGGAAGCAGCCACCAUGGACCAUUGACGGCGCACUUGAUGGCUGGGUUCUCACCGCUUGAAGUGGAGAUCGAAGUGAACGCUAUUACGUCCGUGGACACGGUGGCCCAGACGUUCACGGCGGAUGUAACGUGGGAGGUGACCAUGCCUGCAAUCACAACAAUCCGCGAAGACUCGGUACUGCGCGAGUUGAUGGACAUCCUCGAGUUCGACGAGAACGAGUUUGAGUUCAAGAACGCCAGCUCGAUGCAAGAGGAGCGCGACAUGACCUCAGAGCUCUCACCAGCAGGGACAGUUCAUUUCACGGACUCGACGAGUCUCGCGAUGCCACUGAAGUCUACGUCGGAGUUCCUUAGUCAUCUCAUGUUCAGCCGUCGUAUUGUUGCCGUCUUCAGCGAGGAAAUGACCCUGCGUAAAUUCCCCGUGGAUCAGCAGAAGCUGACGUUCGUGUUUUCGACUGGGUAUGGUGUCCGUCAGUCGCUGCGUAUCACUCCUGUCGCUAGGGAUGCCGGUACAUUCGCCAUCGCCAACUACCGACUGGGCAACGUGUUUGAUGUGGUGUACCACGACAAGGUUUUCGUGGGGAAGAUCGACGCUGAAGGUGAGAAGAAGGAGACCCGCUUCGAAAUGGUGCUCGAGCGUCGGCCUGAAUACUGCGUGACGAAUGUGGCGAUCCCGGCGGCUAUCAUCACGUACUUGUGCUUCAUAUCGUACGCGCCGCUGUCCGACGGAUCGCUCAUGGACACCGGCGACCGUCUUCAAAUCGUGUUGACACUGCUGUUGACUGCUGUGACCUUCAAAAGCGAAGUUGCGUCGUUGACGCCGCAGAUUUCUUACUUCACCACGCUGGACAAGUACGUCUUCUUCUGCUUCAUCAUCGCGUGCUUGGUCGCGAUCGAGAAUGCUCUAUUCCCUCUCUUUGUAGGCCUCUUUCCAUCGCGCGAGAAAUGGCAGGAGCACAGUUGGCUGGGCUUUUCGAUCGGCUUCUUCACGCUCGUAAAUAUGGUGUGGGCAGUGUACAUCAUCGGACACGUGAAAAAUCGCAGACGUGUAUCCGAGGCACUAAUCAAAGUGCACGAGGCUAUCCGAGUACUGUCCGCCUCAAUUCCACCGCAACACCGCAAUGAAAUAUGCUGCACCGAGUUCGGAUACCUGUUUGUCCAGUUGCCGAAUGAUGGCCCAACACCUACCGAGAAAUUUGACGCCAAGGCAGCGCUCCAUGCAGCUAGCCGUCAAAGGGCCGAGCGCGAGUUCGAUACUUUCAAGGAGAUCUACCAGAAGCUGAACCCGGAGGUAUCUUUGCUGUAUUCUUCAAGCUCGGACAGCGAGAAACCACUGCGUGCAGCAAAACCCAACGAGGCUGGAGGCGGCGGUCGUGACAGAAGGCGCUCGGUUGCCACCCCGAGUAGUCCUGUGAGAGCUGCUUCGAAGAUGAUGAGCAACCGUCGCUGGUGA
This is a messenger RNA of Phytophthora sojae, 2727 nucleotides long. RefSeq lists its product as hypothetical. Gene Ontology annotation, biological process: regulation of DNA-templated transcription; monoatomic ion transport. The record is from RefSeq and is a predicted model, not a curated record. Gene Ontology annotation, cellular component: membrane. The transcript is spliced from 6 exons. Gene Ontology annotation, molecular function: extracellular ligand-gated monoatomic ion channel activity; double-stranded DNA binding. Bases 1 to 2727 code for a protein of 908 amino acids. NCBI's taxonomy places the organism in Eukaryota, Oomycota, Peronosporomycetes, Peronosporales, Peronosporaceae.